Molecule: messenger RNA, 240 nt
Organism: Protomyces lactucae-debilis
Lineage: Eukaryota; Fungi; Ascomycota; Taphrinomycetes; Taphrinales; Protomycetaceae
Exons: 1
Coding region: 1-240 (79 amino acids)
Source: RefSeq, a predicted model, not a curated record
AUGUACACUAGCACACUCGAUAUUUUAUUCAUCAAACGCUACAACAGCACUCACUAUCCAUUAAAGCAGAGCAAAAAGAACGAGCUCAAGACACUUGACCUGGCCGAGCAAAAGAAGAGGAACUGCAGCAACCCGGAUUCCCAUCUGGUCUCCCACGAUAGUACUAACGAAUCCCUUCCAUGCUUGACUUUGCUGAUCGGACGGGAAGCAGUAUUUUCAUGGAGGUAUGGCCGCAGAUAG